Molecule: messenger RNA, 5481 nt
Organism: Linum trigynum
Lineage: Eukaryota; Viridiplantae; Streptophyta; Magnoliopsida; Malpighiales; Linaceae
Source: the annotation of a GenBank genome assembly
UUCUAAAUAUGGACCAGUCUAUGAAGGUUAAUAAAUAAAGGAAUUUCCUGAUAACUUUAAAAUUCUCCAAUGAAUAUAUGAAAGAAGAGAACUGCUGCAGCAACAACAAAAAAAAAGGAAAAAAAAAAAGAGAACUAAGAGAAGAAAUUCAAUUUACCCAAACUCCAAACAAAGUCUAACAAUAAAAUGGAGAAAACAUGCAUUGCGAGUUUCCUUUCCUCUAACCUGUUAGGGACUAGAGAGAGAGCGUCUGUCUGUUGGUGAUAAGAGUAAAAUGAUGGCUGGUUUCCAUAUUCGUAAAUUCUUGCUUUAAAGCAAACCAUGAUGGGAUUCUCCAACCUAAAAGGUUUAGGGAGAAGUGAGUUGAGACAAACCACAGAGAAAAUUAUUCUUUAUUAGAUAGUUUGGAAUUAAUUAUUAACUAACUAGGGUAGGGAAUCCAUACCUAAACAGUAAGUAUGGGAAUUACGGUAAUUAGAUAGUUUGGUUCAGAUUAUGAAACUAGGACCACAACAUGGAAUGGUUGACUGUCAUCAAUGUUAGUAUGUGGUCUGAAAUGAUUCGGGCCACUAUAAACGGGAUAAAAUCGUUGCAAAUAGUGUGAUCUGCUACUCACUAACUCAAUCACUAACUCAGAUUAAAAUAACACCAAAUAUUCACUUAUACAUUUCACAAAACAAACUGCGAGCUUGAUCAAUUCGCGGCUAUGGGCAGUACAAGCACAGAGUAAACUUGUUAGAUCCAUAUUGUGAGACCAGAACGCCACAAUCUUGUUUGAUUGACAGUCUCUCACGUUAGUGUGUAGUAUGAAGUGGUAUAUACCACAAUAAUUACGCAUUAAACUAUAAUCUAACGCAAUCUGGACCUACAAAAUGAAACGAGCUAAAAUUAUAUUUACUAUAACUUAUCCAAUACAACUCACUGCACUGGGUCAAAUGAGAAUGUGAAACAAGGUCGCACCCAACAGCUUAAGGGUUGACGUUGACUCGACGACUCCCAAGUCCUAAAUGCUAAAAUUAGCUCUUGGGAACUUGUACGGCCCAAAAACGGAGCAAACUAACUAUAAGUCUAGUUGGUGAGUGAGUUCCCAUACGAACCAGAACCCGAGACUGCUUAGCAAGUAACCAGAAUCAUACGACAUGUAACCAGACUGAGGAAAACGACAGACAGAGAUCGAGUUAUAUAUUUGGAAUUGGACUGAGAAGAGAGUUCCAUCGAGUUACGACAAGAAGAAGAAGAAGGGGAAGCAUCCUGCAACGUGGAACACAAGAAAUUAAACUCCCUCUCUCUCUCUCUCUCUCUCUCUCUCUCUCUCUCUCACUUACCAAAAGUUGAAAGCAACUGCUCCAUCUUCCUUUCCUCACCACUCCUUUUUCCACUUCUUCCCACCCCUGCUACUUUCACUUGUUUUGGUUUGGUUUGUUCAUAAUUAUUGGCUGUGAGCUCAAUCCGACGACUACGAUUCUAAACUGGGUGAUUUGUAUGAAACUUUAACACAAAGUUAUUAACAUCAUAAAAACAUGGUUAAUAUGAGAUUUAAACCACGCAAGCACUUCACAUAAUUCCAUGUCACAUAAUAAAUAUCCAGAUAAGAAAAGCACCAGCAAAAGGAGAAUAGCUCAAUUUAAACUUACCCACUCAUAAUUAGUCCCCUUUAAGUAAGUGAGUAACACGUUUUUGUGAGAGAAAACUGUAAUUUUCUAUCUCUGAGUCUCUCUCUGCUACUAACCCUUCUCUUUUCUUUGUUAGUUGAAAUCAUUAUGGUCACAAGGCUACACGGAAAAGCCAAAAGGGGAAGGAAGGCAGUGACGAACCAGGGGAACAGCUAGCCAGCCCUCUUUCACCUCCAUUUCCAUUUCCAUUUCCAUUGCAUACACUUCAAAAGCUGUUCACAUUAUCCAAUUUCCCUUCUCUUCUCACUCUGCAAUAAUUCCACUUCCCCCAACUUCCAGCUCUCAAUAUCAAUGUACACCCCUUUUUCAGACAAAAGAAAGAAAAAAACGAAACUCUUUUGUUGAUUGAUCAAGUAUUUCUGGUUCUUGUCAGUGAAAAUAAAGGCUACUGUUGCUACUUUCAACUACUACUGCCAAUAACACUCAUUACUUCUCCAUCCCCUUCUUCUCCCUUCACCAUUGAUUAUGUUGCUUCCUACUAACUAGAAGAGCUACGACUCUCUCUCUCUCUCUCUCCUCUCGCCAUCUCUUCAUUUAUAUGCCCUGCGAAAAGCUCUUUCCUUUCUCUACUUUCUGGCGAAGUUACCAGCUUGGAGGUGUUUUUAUUUCUUACCAAGAUUGCACCUUUCUUUACUUCCAGCUCCUCUCUCAGGUACCCAUUUACCAACUCUGCUCAAAUUUUUACCGUGUGUCAGUAAAUCUUUUCUGGGUUGGUUCUCUAUGUAUGGCCUUAGUUGGCAAACAUUGGAAACCCAAAUGAAAGGAGGAUCAAUAAGAGCUUGAAGUUGCAGCUUUUUUCUUUGUAAAAGAAGUUGCAGCUGUUGGCACAAAUUUCAGAUGCUAUAGUUGGCGUAAUUUGACACUUCUCCAACACAAACUUUCAUCUCUUUUGUUUAUGCAAAAUAUGGUAUUACCAAGCCUGCUAUGAUAGGAAUCACAAUUACUGUCAGUUACUUAGAGAGAGAGGGAGGGAGAGAGGGAGAGAGAUAUCUUUCACUUCAUUUUUUACAGGCAGCUUGCCUUUGAGUUGUGGCUGGGAUUAGAUGGCUGACGCCAUUGAUGUGACAAGUUUUCAGUCUCUUUUUUCCAAUUGGGUAUCAAAAAGAUUGGUACUUUAUUGCUGCAAAGCUCUCUCAUUUACUUGUUGUGGCCCCCUUGCCCCCUUUCACCCUGCAAUUUUACCUCCUACAGGCCCUUCCAUCACAAACAACUUGCUCUAUAUUAGAGACCGAGUCUGGUAAAUUGAGCUGCACUUGUCCAUUCCUAAAGAAAGAAAAGGAAGAUAGUCUUAAUACUGAUGAUCAUUUUGGGUUGCAGUGUGUUGUAGCUUUGCUCCUCAAGUACACAAGAAUGUUCCUCUUUCCAUGGGUUGUAAUUUCAAGGACCCGUUUGGUUUAGCAGCCGGGUUUGGUGAACCAAGCAUCUCUCAGUUUCUAGUGCCUGAUCAAAGGUCUGAACUUUACUCGGUGGAUCUGAAGCUUGGAAGGAACUUUGGUCCAGACCUUGGCAAGUGCAGAGAUUACCACCGACGGCAUAAGGUCUGUGAGGUCCACUCGAAAACCGCCAGAGUUUUCAUUAAGGGCCAUGAACAACGCUUCUGCCAGCAGUGUAGCAGGUUCCACUCGUUAGGAGAAUUUGAUGAAGGGAAAAGGAGCUGCAGAAAGCGACUUGAUGGGCACAACAGAAGAAGAAGGAAGCCUCAGCCUGAUUCCCUCUCUAUGAAUUCCGCCAGGCUUUUCUCUGAUCACCAUGCAGGUACAAGAUAUUUGCAGUUUGGCAGCUCACAGAUCUUCUCAACCACACUUGCUGCAACUUCACAUUGGCAUGCUGGCUCCAUUAAAUCUGAGAAUGAGCCAAUCCUAGAUUACAGUAACAACACCAGCAGCAGCAGCAGCAGACAAUCCACUUUGAAUUUCAUAGCAAGCAACAACAGCAGUCACAAAAGCAGUCUUCUUCUCCCUACUUCUUCAACAUUAUCCCACCAUAGUUCUUAUAACAAAGCAGGGAAGCAGUUCCCUUUCCUACAACAACCCACUGCAGAAGACGAAGAAGCAGCAGGCGACUCAUCUGGUGGUCUACAAUCGUCCAAACUGUUUGUCGAUUCUAAUCGUGCUCUCUCUCUUCUGUCAUCUCCUCCAAUGGUUCAUCCUGAUCUCAACCCUCCUAUUAACCCACAAGUCCAGAAUUCAGUCCAUAGUUUGAGCAGCUGCUACAAUGGACUAGGCAUUGAAAGUGAAUCAAUUGGGUCUGUUUUGGUAGCAGCUGAUGGAAGCAGCAAUAGUAAUAGUAAUGGUGGUCUGUUUCAGGUUGGACCUGGUGAUGAUGAUGGGUCUAAUGGGAAUGGAAGUGGCUCUCAUGAUCAUCAUCUCCAGACACUCUCUUUCACUUGGCAGUAAACCAACUAAACAUCUUUUUUUCAAGUCUUUUAGUGCCAAUGAAAUAAUAAGGAAAAAAGGGUUCCUUGUUGUGUUAGAAUUCUGAUGAAUCUUUUUAUUUAUUGCUGAUCUUAUGUGGGAUUCCUCAUUUUGCUCCCUCCAAUCAAGAAUUGUGGGUGCAACAUUUGUCAAAUGAUAAUGACGUUAGUAUCUCUUAAGAUUCUUAUAAUACGUAAUUUAUUGCUUCUAUUGGAUCACUGAGAACUGAGAAAUCCUUAGGUUCCCCUCGGUUUCUUCAUGAUUCAUCAGAUGGAGAAAUCAAAACUACAACCAUGACUACCGAUUUUGUUCCUAUUCGAGCAUGUCGAGAGUCUCUCGCGCAACCAAAACACGACUGAGACUCUUUUCUUUGCAGAUGUCCUUAUCUGUUGUUAACGAAAAGAUGACGAAUCUGACUAUGAGAGCUCAGCCUCUAAAUGCUAUGAAGUUCAAGAUAAGAUCUUAGCUCGGCAUCCAACCAUGACGAAUUGACAGUAAACGUGUGAGGGUUCUGUUUCGAAUAAGCUUAUUUGCUAAUAGAUUCCACCCUAGCUAGUUCUAUCCGUUUACAAUAGCAGGGCAUCCAUCCAACAUAUCAGAUCAGUAGUCCAUUGGAAAGCAACAAAACAGCACCAAAUGCUGUUGCUUUUCCUUUUUGCACAGAAAGAACCUCGGAGGCAUUAUUCCAGCCAACCAACAUUAUCCUUUGAUGGACCAGUCCACUUGGAACCAAGGUUGUCAAACCGGUUUAAGUCAUUGAGCCGGUCAAGCAAGGGGUUUGAGGUUUAAUGGUCUGAUUGGAGUCCGGCCGGUUUGAGCCGUUUUAGACGUUUUCUAAAUAUAUAUACAAAUAAAGUAGUAAUUAAAAAUUUAAUGAGUGAAAUAAAAUUUAUCUUACAUAUAUCUAUUAAAAACUUAUUUUCAACAAAAUAAAUCUACCUAACCUCCAUGAUCCACCUACCAUUUCCCUUCCUUCGUUCCUUUUCCUCUCUUCUGCCUCUCUUCUUCUUCCUGUUUAGGGGUCAGACCGGAGGGUUUUCUGGAGGCCGUUUUGAAGCCCGACUCGGGUUGAACCGGGUCCAACCGGGGAGUUCGAUAGGGGUUUAACAACCUUGCUUGGAACACCAAUGACCUAAUUCUAAGGACUGUCGUCUAGUGUUUAUCCAGCUAUUAUAUGUUCAUUCUGUCUCCCGAUAAUGUCACCAUGAAUUUUGUCCCAAUAAUACGAGGGCGGGAAAAUAAUGGAAAUUUGGAUCUUUUAGCAUUUACAUGAGUACAUGAUACUCCCCCACAAAAGAAACCCUAGUUUGUGGAGCUUGAAACUUGUAUUAUUGUUCCACACUAUCGUGUCAUAUUUUGUGCAAGUCUUGAGUUAAUGAAUUUUGAAUAUUUUU